Molecule: messenger RNA, 2753 nt
Organism: Spodoptera litura
Lineage: Eukaryota; Metazoa; Arthropoda; Insecta; Lepidoptera; Noctuidae
Gene: NGR-A11
Product: neuropeptide receptor A11
Biological process (GO): G protein-coupled receptor signaling pathway
Cellular component (GO): neuron projection; plasma membrane
Molecular function (GO): neuropeptide Y receptor activity; neuropeptide binding
Source: RefSeq, a predicted model, not a curated record
CUGUAUACAGCUGGCGACCGAUGCGAACCUCUGUACCGGUGUCAGUCGACAACAACACGAUAAACAGCGAAACUUGGCUCUAAGCAAUAUUUCCAUAGUCAGGGACAGUAUUUUCAAAAAACGAAUUACAAUCAUUUUCUCCUUGAUUAUCCAGCCGUUCGAAUUUCAAACAAACCGGAUAACAAUUUAAAAAGUGCGGCUAUUCUUUCUUUUUUGUUUUUCGAGGUUGCAUUUUUAUAUUUUUUGUGAUAGUUUUGUAUAAAAUAUCAGACAGUGAGUUUAAGUUGACAUUGAGUAUUAAACUUUCUUUAUUUGUGGAGUUUUACGUGUGUUUUAGUGGAACAGCAGAAUAAAUACGGCGCCUCGAUAAAGAUCGCAUAGUGCACCAAUAACAUCUCUCGCCAGUCAAAAAUGGACUGGCGAAGAACAGAUUAUCAUGAAUGGAAAAUAGUAAGGAGCUAACAUGGUCUCUAUCUACAACGGCAGCGGUCAUGAAGACUUGGCUGCGUUAACCAGCCGAUAUGUCCCAGCUGCAAUGUCUCUUAACGGCACCGCCUACCUUGGAGGAGGAGUCCUAAUCCUCACCAAGACACUCACUGGGGAAUCAGUGGAAGUGAUAGACGAACCCAAAGCUAACAAAACUACGGAUAUCAUCGAUGUUAAAAUUGUCCAAGUUGCCUUCUGUAUUUUAUACACAAUCAUCUUCGUUUUGGGAGUUUUCGGCAAUGUCCUCGUCUGCUAUGUCGUUUUCCGGAACAGAGCUAUGCAAACUGUUACAAAUCUCUUUAUCACAAACUUAGCCCUCUCCGAUAUAUUACUAUGUGUAUUCGCUGUACCUCUGACGCCAAUGUACACAUUUCUAGGAAGAUGGGUUUUCGGAAGACUCCUGUGUCACCUAAUGCCAUACGCACAAGGCACAAGUGUUUACAUAUCUACGUUAACACUAACAUCUAUAGCUAUAGACAGAUUUUUUGUCAUCAUAUACCCUUUUCACCCAAGAAUGAAAUUGAACACCUGUAUACUUAUUAUAAUAUUCAUAUGGGUAUUCUCCCUUGUCGUAACUUGCCCCUACGGCCUCUUCAUGGGAAUACAAACGACGAACAAUAGAACUUACUAUUGCGAAGAAAGUUGGCCUUCCGAUAAAUCCAGAAAAAUAUUUGGAGUUUUCACCACGGUAUUACAAUUUCUAAUACCAUUUUUAAUAAUAGCUAUAUGUUAUACAUGCGUUAGUAUAAGAUUGAAUGACCGAGCGAGGUCAAAACCAGGUGCUAAAAAUACCAGGAGAGAAGAGGCGGACAGAGAUAGGAAAAGACGCACAAAUAGAAUGCUCAUAUCAAUGGUGGCUAUAUUUGGAAUAUCCUGGCUGCCACUGAACUUGAUAAAUAUUUUCAACGACUUCUACGCCCAGAUGACAGAGUGGAAUUAUUACUUUGUGUCAUUCUUUCUCGCUCAUUCCAUGGCAAUGGCGUCAACAUGCUACAAUCCUUUCCUAUACGCAUGGUUGAACGAGAACUUCAGGAAAGAGUUCAAACAGGUGCUUCCGUUUUUUGAAUCAACGGGUGGGGUGAGAAACAGUUAUCAUUCUGGUCGCAUGCCAACUCACAAGGCUGACAAAAUAUGUAACGGAAAUGAUACUAUUCAAGAAACUUUGCUGGCUUCGUCAUUCAAUAGAGGGCCGUCGAUAAAGCAACGGAUAUUGGAAGGCAAUGGAAAGAAAGACAAUGGGGUUGAGGUGGAGAAUAUUAUAUUAGAAGACAAGGUGUUAUCAGCUACGUAUCACACGAAAAGCGAAAAUGUAAACUUGCAGUUAAUAGAUGAAGAAUCACAGCAAAGUGAAACGAGGGAGACGAAAUCUCCUAUGUAAUUAGCCAAAUUCGUGACAACGAUUUUCGAAACGAAGAAUUCGUACAAUGUAAAAACUAAUUAUAGUCAUAUAAAAUUUUGUCUUUUUUUACAUUUUUAUCUAAUUAAAUAAAAUGCAUAGAUAUUUGCUUUGCUUACUGUGAUCAAUGUGUUAUUUAACGCUGUAGUAUGUAAGUUAUUUUGUAAAUAAUUUAAAUCGUAAUUAGUUGUCUUGUAUCCAUAUUGUAAGCUAGUCGAUAGGUUAAAGCAAGUAUCCAAAGGGCCUAUAAUAAUUAUUUUAUAUCUUGAUGGCAGUGAGACUGUCUGAUGUAUAGUUAAGUCAUUAUUCUUUGAUUGGUGUUUUUUUGAUUAGACUGUUGAGCCCAGUUUCAAACAUCUCUGUUUUAAUCAAUGAUACUUCUGAUUCUGUUGCUUGCAUUUCAUUUAUCAAUUUGUCUUCUACGUCUUUCGUGUAUAUGAUAUUAGUACUAUCCGUUUGAUUUAUAUUUUUAUCUAUUUUAACUCCAUAAGGUUUGGUGUCAACAUUAGCUAAUUGUGUUAGUAGAACAAUGUAAGCAGCAGAAUCAUUUAGAACAUCAAUAUGAAUGAUGUUAUCAUUUUCAAAAAUAUCGAUGUUUGAAAUUAUGAGUUUAUCAUGAAACACAAAUCAAGAAUCUAUAGAAAUUAGAAUUAUAACGAGUAUUCUCAUAAUUGCGAAUUGUACAAAAUUUAACUCUUAAUUGUAAGUAGAGAUAUUUUGUAAAUAAGGUUUAAAAGUCAUGUUGUUAAGGUGUAAUUUUAAUUGAGUAUUUCGUAAAUUUGCUUGGUAGUGUUAUCUGUUAAAAUGAAUCAAUGUUUUAGUAUUUAGUAUACAUGUUUACUGUUACAUUUGUGGAAGAAUAAACGAGGGU